AUUUAGCCUCUUCCAAGGUACAUUAAUUUGAUAUCUUCGGGAUUUUGCUGCCCCUAAGUUGUUAACCAUCACCGUUUGAAAGGUUUAAACCACAUCAAUGAAACCGGGUCGAGCCUGUGUGUCUAACCGACGUCCCGGCGGAGAGCUGGAGUGCUGAAGAUGACGCUGUCGCUCCUGAAAUUACCGGCUAGCUAAGCUAACGGCUAGCAUGUCCGCCUCGGUUGUAGUCUGUCACUAGCUGACAUUUAGCUAGCCGCAGUUAUUCUGUUUGGCACUCGCACUGCAGAGGACGGUCGUACAAGGCAGCUGGUGUGAAGUCCCAUGCGGAAAGUGAGGAGGUGGGAAUGCAAGACAGUUGUUAGCGGACUCACGAUGGGUAGGGGUCGAGGCCGAGGCCGAGGACGGGGCAGGGGAUCAUCUGGCCAGCUGCGGCCCCCCUCGCCUUACAGACUGCAGCUCUCUCCGUCCAGGGAGACUCUGACGUACGCUCAGGCCCAGAAGAUAGUGGAAGUGGACCUCGAGGGAAGGCUCCAUCGGAUCAACAUCACCGAUCCUCUGCCAGUUAUCACGGAGGACGAGAUGAUGGCCCAGGACAUUGCCGAGUGCAACAGCAACAAAGAGAACAGCGAGCAAACGCAGAGCAAAACCAGAUCGUGGAGGAAACCCUCCAACAGUAAAAGCAGGAGGAGCAGUAAAAAUACAUCUCACCAGAACCAGCGGUCUGGCUCCCAGCAGCACACAGGUUCUACUUAUUCCUUCCAGCACCCGUCCCACCAAAGCCCCCUGCCUGAGCCCACCUUCCGUGUGCUGAGUUCAGUCUCCCCGUCGGAGGCGCCUCCUCUCCCGACGGCCUACUACCGUUACAUCGAGAAGUCUGGGGAGGAGCAGGACAGCGUGGCCGAGUACGACAUGGACGAGGAGGACCUGGCCUGGCUGGAGAUGGUGAACCAAAAGCGGGUGUCAGACGGUCAUGCCUCCGUUCCUCCCGACACCUUUGAGUUGCUGAUAGACCGCCUGGAGAGGGAGUCCAUCCUGGAGUCCCGCAGCCAGGCUCUGUCCCAGAGCGCCGUCGACGAGGAUGCCUUCUGCUGCGUCUGCCUGGACGACGAAUGCCUGAACAGCAACGUCAUCCUGUUCUGUGACAUCUGCAACCUGGCUGUCCACCAGGAGUGCUACGGCGUGCCCUACGUACCUGAGGGCCAGUGGCUGUGCCGCUGCUGCCUGCAGUCCCCCUCCCGCCCUGUAGACUGUGUCCUCUGCCCCAACCGAGGAGGUGCCUUCAAACAGACAAGCGAUGGGCGCUGGGCCCAUGUUGUCUGUGCCAUAUGGAUCCCAGAGGUGUGCUUUGCCAACACUGUGUUCUUGGAGCCCGUCGAGGGCGUCAAGAACAUCCCUCCUGCUCGCUGGAAGCUCACCUGCUACCUGUGCAAGCAGAAGGGCAGGGGAGCGUCCAUUCAGUGCCACAAAGCCAACUGUUACCGAGCGUUUCACGUCACCUGCGCCCAGAAGGCCGGCCUGUUUAUGAAGAUAGACCCGGUCAGGGAGACGGGCGUGAACGGUACCACCUUCUCUGUGAAGAAGACUGCUUUCUGCGAGCAUCACUCUCCCGUCGGGUCUCGGCGGGACGGGUCUGGGGACGAGUCGGUGGAAGGGAGGCUGGUGGGUGGCCGGGGCAAUCGGGGUCAGAGGUCAUAUACUCAGAGCCCACCCUCGCCGCAGAACAAGAAGGGUACCAAAGGCCAGAAAAAGAAGAAUUCAAAGGGGUCUGGCGGGUCGACGCGCCGCUCAACCGUUCCUGUGCUGCUGGUGCCUCAGAUCCCCUCUCACAGGCUGAACAAGAUCUGCACAGGAGUCGACGUCCAGAGGAAGAAUCAGUUCAUGCAACGGCUUCAUAACUACUGGUUGCUAAAGCGACAGUCCCGAAAUGGGAUGCCGUUAAUACGCCGCCUUCAUUCCCAUCUCCAGGCCCACAGGACCGCCGAGCAGAGGGAGCCGGAUGAGAAGCUGAGCGCCGCGAGAGAGGAGCUACGAUACUGGCAGAAGCUGAGGCAAGACCUGGAGAGAGCGAGGCUUCUGGUGGAGCUCAUCCGCAAGAGAGAGAGGCUAAAGAGAGAGCAGAUGAAGAUCCAGCAGGCUGCUCUGGAGCUGAAGCUGACCCCCGCGUUGGUGCUUCUGCGAUCCACCCUGGACCAACUGCAGGAGAAGGACGCCGCCAAAAUCUUCUCUCAGCCCGUGAACCUGUCAGAGGUCCCAGACUACCUGGAGUUCAUUUCCCAACCCAUGGACUUCUCCACCAUGCGCACCCGACUGGACGGACACGCCUACUGCUCCAUCGCCGACCUGGAGAAGGACUUCGACCUCAUGAUCUCCAACUGCCUCAAGUACAACUCCAAGGACACCAUGUUCCACCGGGCGGCGUUGCAGCUGCGGGAGGUGGGUGGAGCCGUCCUCCGCCACGCCCACAGGCAGUCCCAGAGCAUCGGCCUGGACCCCAGCACCGGUAUGCACCUGCCAGAGGCGCCCAAUAAACACGGCUUCUACAACUGCACAUGGGACGAUGUCGACUCUCUGCUGGACCCAGAGAACAGACUGCACCUCACCACAGACGAGCAGCUGAAGGCUCUACUGGACAAACUGGACAUGGUGACGUCCAUGCGCACCAGCGGCGGCCGCACCAAACGCAUCAGGCUGCUGCGGCGAGAGAUCAACACGCUGAAGCAGAAGGUGAACCAGCAGCAGCAGCAGCAGCAGCAAAACGCCCAGUCUGUGAACGGCAAAGACAAGGAGGACGAAGGAAAGGAAGAAGAGGAGGAGGAGGAGGAGGUAGAGGAGAAGGAGAAGGAGAAAAGGAAGAAAAAGGGGAAGAGCAGUGUGGACAAUGGACCGUUAACGGCAGUGUCCAACUCUGGACCAGACGACUCUCCACCUGUGCUGGAGCUCACCUGUCCGGUGUCGUCGCCGCUGCCAGGAGACGCCCCCCUGGAGCCUCCCGUCCUGGGCAUCGUGACCGGAGGCCGGAGGUCGCCCGGCCGCUCCUACAAGCGCCAGAGGUCUUCCCGCAGCGGCAGCAAAAGCCAAGGCGAAGACGAGGCCGAGGUCGGAGAAACGGCGUCUUCGCAGCAGGAGGCCGUCCACGAGGUCACGCCGCUGGGCACGCCUCCAGCUGUGCCUUUGGUGGGCGUCGGUCGGCGCACAUCUGUUCUGUUUAAGAAAGCUAAGAACGGGGCGCGGCUGACCAAGAGCAAGUCGUCCCCACAGCAGAACGGGAAAACCCCUGAGGGUAAAGCCAACGGGCUGGACAGCACCCCGGCCAGCCCCAGCUCCCCCAGCGUGAACAUCACCACCCUACCUCCGACUCCAAACGCCUCUCCUGCUCCUGCCUCUCCUUCUGCUCACCACCUGAGGUCCAGAGGCCAGAGCUCAGAGGGCGACGCAGACAAACUCCCUCCACCGCCCAGCGAAGAAGGCCUGACGAACGGAAAGCACACGUCUGCAGAGCACGACGACGACGAGCCAAACCUGAGCGUCUCUCCUCCCAAACGGAGUCGCGGUAAACCUGCUCUGGCCAAAGUUCCCAGCAGCGAGAACGGAGACAUCUCUGGGUCUGGAAAGUCUACACUUCUGUCUUUAGAUAGUGAGACCCAACUCACGCCACUGGAUCUAGUUUGGGCCAAAUGCAGAGGAUAUCCGUCGUACCCAGCAAUGAUUGUCGACCCGGACAUGCCCCAGGAAGGGCUCCUCCACAACGGCAUCCCCAUCCCUGUGCCUCCCGUGGAGGUGCUCAAGCUGGGCGAGUGGAGGCGGCUGGAGGAAGGCGAGAAGCUCUUCCUGGUGCUCUUCUUCGACGCCAAAAGAACUUGGCAGUGGCUCCCUCGGAACAAGCUGCUGUCUCUGGGGAUGGACGACACGGUGGACAAGCUGCGCCUGAUGGAGGGGAAGAAGCCCAGCGUCCGCAAGUCUGUCCACACUGCCUACGACCGGGCUAUGGUUCAUUUAAACCACGUGAGAGGAAACCUUAACUUCACUCCCUCCACUUUUAUAUAGAUUUUAUUUAAAUAUUUUAUCAUCUUAAACAAGCUGCUUGGUUAUAUGUGCAGAAGCUUCUUCAGCGCUCUUAAACGUGACGGCGGCGGGACGGUUAGGAGGCUUCCAGCUGGUGUCGGAAGUGCUUCAAGACUUUUUACUUUGUUCAUUUAUCCGUGUCAUUUUUAAAACAAACGAAAAAAGGUUUUACACAACCACUGUGUUCAUAUAAAGUUUUUAUUUUAGGCCAAAGUGAGUGAGACCUACGUGAGGUUGUGUAAUUAUUUAACUGUCAAAGGGAUCGUCCUGAUUCAACACGUUUAGAUUGUAUUCACCAUUGAGAUGUCAAUGUGUACGAGGAAGUGUGAAAGUCUCACUGGACGUUCACGUCAUGUCUGGACUCGUCUUAAAAUGUUCUUCUAUCGCUGACAACGACAUCCCAUAAUAUAUAUAUAUAUAUAUAGAUAUGAUAGCCGGGCAGGUAGCAGAUAAACUGGAUUUUUAUCUAAAUAAAUGCACUAAAGCUUUCUUCCCUUUAUUUAGCUGCUAUGAAAUGUCUUCAUUCAGAUGUGCUUCUGCAGACGUUAAAUUGGAUCAUAGCUGUUUUUCUGCUGUGUUCUCGUCUAUUUAACACAUUUUUGGGUCCUGCUGAGCAACAGAACCGCUCCGUAGAGACCAGACAAGGAACAGUCUGAGACGGUUCAGUCCGGCUGUGACGUGUCGCCGGUGAGACUUCAGAGGCGUCUACUUAUUUUUCCAUAUUGUGAAACUGUAUUGUGAAUGUUGGAGGCGCCGGUGCAGCUGCCUGCUCGGUCAGAUGUGAAGCCACUACGGAGGUGAUUCAUGUGAUGAAGUCUACUGCGGUCGCUCGCUCCAGAAACCUGCAUUUGUUUGCAGAUCUGGCUGAGAAGACCUGAAAAGCACAAAUGGUCUGUUUUUAAAAAAAGAAUAAGAAGGGUGUAGGAUGGGUGACUCCUGGAGCCAUAUGUGUGGCCUGUGUGUCCGUGUACAGCUUAUACAUACAUGUAUACAACCUGAGUGUAGUCACAGUGCAUGUGUAUAGUUCUGUAAAUAUGUAAAUGUAUGUUUAUAUUGGCUUACAUGAAGUAAUUUAAGGAAUGCAAAAAUCAACUUUAGAAUUUAAUUUAUAAUUUGUGGCAGUCGAGAGUGUUAUUUAAAAAGUUAAAUAUUGAAAAGAUUUAUGUCUGAUGCUACGUAGCUCUUUGUAAUAGUGACGGUGUUCACCACCACGUCGGAACAUACUCUCUAGCAGCGAGGCGGCACAAAGACCCGGACUCUGCAGGCGCCGGCGGCACCGCCCGCCCGCCCGCGGGUUCUUUUGUUUUCUUUCUUGGUGGCGCAGGAGAUUUUUGAUCUUGCCAUUUAAAUUGUACCGCAAGAUCUGUAAUCUGCCUGAGACAAUAUUUUCUCACACAGGAAUAAAUGCUGUUUGAAACAA
Stegastes partitus (bicolor damselfish) is the source of this 5482-nucleotide messenger RNA. RefSeq names its product bromodomain and PHD finger containing, 3a (gene brpf3a). The transcript has 13 exons. Gene Ontology annotation, biological process: regulation of transcription by RNA polymerase II. Lineage: Eukaryota; Metazoa; Chordata; Actinopteri; Pomacentridae. Bases 322 to 4044 code for a protein of 1240 amino acids. Gene Ontology annotation, molecular function: protein binding. The record is from RefSeq and is a predicted model, not a curated record.